Molecule: messenger RNA, 1663 nt
Organism: Drosophila grimshawi
Lineage: Eukaryota; Metazoa; Arthropoda; Insecta; Diptera; Drosophilidae
Product: mitochondrial glutamate carrier 1
Exons: 6
Coding region: 233-1207 (324 amino acids)
Biological process (GO): L-glutamate transmembrane transport; aspartate transmembrane transport; malate-aspartate shuttle
Molecular function (GO): L-glutamate transmembrane transporter activity; L-aspartate transmembrane transporter activity
Source: RefSeq, a predicted model, not a curated record
ACGCCGGCACGCUCGCAGAGAGAGUUCCCGUUGCGCUGAAAGCAUAAAUUCCUUGAGCUUUCGUUGAGUGCCACACGCUGAUGACAAAGCGCCGAAAAUCAUACGAAAACAAAAAAAACAUAGGAUUUCAUUGUAUAUUGUCAGACAUACCGACAUAUGCAUUUUAAAGUUGUAAAUUAACAGAAAGAGAAUAAGUGUAAAGUGAACAAGUCAAUUAAAACAAAUUAUCAACAUGUCAGCAGUAAGUCAACCUCAAAAUUAUGAACCUCCUCUGCCACAGCCCCAGCAGCAGCAGUUUGCUUUGCUCCCAAAGAUCAUUAAUGGCGGCAUUGCUGGCAUUAUUGGCGUGACAUGUGUCUUUCCAUUGGAUUUGGUAAAGACUCGUUUGCAGAACCAGCAAAUCGGACCCAAUGGCGAACGUAUGUACAACAGCAUGUUCGACUGCUUCCGCAAGACUUAUCGGGCGGAGGGUUACUUUGGCAUGUAUCGCGGCUCUGGCGUCAAUAUCCUCUUGAUCACCCCCGAGAAGGCCAUCAAAUUGACGGCGAACGAUUACUUCCGACACAAGCUGACCACCAAAGAUGGUAAACUGCCCAUGAGCAGCCAAAUGUUGGCUGGCGGUUUGGCUGGCGCUUUUCAAAUUAUUGUGACCACGCCCAUGGAAUUGCUGAAAAUUCAAAUGCAGGAUGCUGGACGUGUGGCCGCUGCUGCCAAACUGGCUGGCAAAACCAUGGAAAAGGUUUCGGCCACCCAGUUGGCUACGCAGCUAAUCAAGGAGAAGGGCAUCUUUGGCCUAUACAAGGGCAUCGGUGCAACGGGUCUGCGUGAUGUUACAUUUUCAGUUAUUUACUUUCCAUUGUUUGCCACGCUCAAUGAUCUGGGUCCGCGACGCAAGGAUGGCUCCGGCGAAGCGGUCUUUUGGUGCUCCUUCUUGGCCGGCUUGGCGGCUGGUUCAACGGCCGCGCUGGCGGUCAAUCCAUUCGAUGUGGUCAAAACGCGCUUGCAGGCCAUCAAGAAGGCUGAUGGCGAAAAGGAGUUUAAGGGCAUUUCCGAUUGCAUUACAAAAACCCUGAAGCAUGAAGGACCCACAGCGUUCUUCAAGGGCGGUCUUUGCCGUAUGAUUGUGAUUGCACCACUGUUUGGUAUUGCCCAAACCGUAUACUAUUUGGGCGUUGCCGAGGGCCUGCUGGGCGUGCAGAAGAAGUAAAUGAAAAUUUAGGAAAUUUAUCCAGAAGCAUUUUAUGCGUUUCCUCUAUGAAUGUUAAAUGUGUAUGAAUUGUUGUUAUUGCUGUUAAAGAUGUCCAAUAUCCAUGUAAAAAGUGAAUAGCUCGCCAUAGAAUUAUGCAGUUUAUUAUUAUUAUUUCAAUUCAUCAAUAUGGGCGAUUAUACAAACAAUUAUAGGCAAAAGAACUUCAACCACAAAGACAAUAAGAUACUGAAUGUCAAUGCUAUUAUAACUAAUUAAGUCUUUAUUUUUGACGAUACAUAUCUGUUCAGCUGCAUAGAGCAUCUCCAACUGUUACAAUUUGUACGUUCUUUUGCCCAUAUGAAUAGACAUUUCUAGUGAAAGUUGCAUUUUUGCUUGUUUUAGCUUUACUUUCGAUAUUAGUAUGCGCGAAUAAAUAUUAUAUAUACAUAUGAUAUAUAUACAUACAUAUAAAAA